AUGGGUUUACAAGGCAAAGGUAAGGUUAGUGUUGCCGUUAAGAAGAGACAAAGAGAUGAUGAAGUAGUUGACAAGAGUGGAAGUGAUAGUGAAGGAGGGGUCAGCAGUAGUGGUGUUGAGAGUGGAGAGGAUGAUGAUGAAUUGGAUCUUGACGGUGUGUCCUCCAGUGACGGCGAAGGUGAAGCUGAAGGUGAAGCUGAAGGUGACGAUGAGGAAGACGAAGACGAAAACGAAGCAGCCAGUGAUGAUGACUUCCCAAGAAAGAAGAAAUCAAAGAUCAGUAAACAUGAUGAUGGUUCAUCAGGGUUCUCUAGCGCUGUGAACGCUAUUUUAUCCUCACAUUUGAAAGCUUAUGACAGAAAAGAUCCUAUUAUGGCUAGAAACAAAAAAGUUUUAAAACAAAAUGAAUCAGAUAAGUUAGAACAAAAGGCUAAAAAACAAAUAGCAAAUGAAAAGAAGAAGAUUCUAGCAAAGGCUAGAAAGACUGAUAUUAUUCCAAUUGCUACUGAAGGUCAAUCUGGUGAAGAAGUAAGAAAAAUUCUGGAGAAAGAAGCAAGAUUGAGAAAGAUUGCUCAAAAAGGUGCUGUAAAAUUAUUCAAUGCUAUACUCUCUACUCAAGUAAAGACUGACCAUGAAAUUAAAACGUCGUUGACUGAUAUCAAGAACAAGCAAGAAAGAAAGGAAUAUAUCACUGAAGUGUCAAAGGAAAAAUUCUUGGAUUUAGUCAAAGCUGCUGGUGAUGACGAUGAUAUGUAG
Molecule: messenger RNA, 756 nt
Organism: Vanderwaltozyma polyspora DSM 70294
Lineage: Eukaryota; Fungi; Ascomycota; Saccharomycetes; Saccharomycetales; Saccharomycetaceae
Gene: RRP15
Product: rRNA-processing protein RRP15
Exons: 1
Coding region: 1-756 (251 amino acids)
Biological process (GO): maturation of 5.8S rRNA; maturation of LSU-rRNA
Cellular component (GO): preribosome, large subunit precursor
Source: RefSeq, a predicted model, not a curated record